CUAAACCGAAACAAAUCCCUAAAUAUUUUCCCCAAUUUCUUUCUUCCCUUCCCUUCGAAACCCAUUCGAAUCCCUUCCCUUCAAAACCCAUCCAAAUCCCUAAAUCAAAAUUCUGGAAGAAAGGAAGAAAUCUGGGUUUCUUCCUUUCUUUUGAAACCCAGAUUAGAAAUCCCCAAUCUUUUCCCCAAUUUCUUUCUUCCCUUCGAAACCCAUUUGAAUCCCUAAAUCAAAAUUCCAAAAAUCAGAAAUCUAGGUUUCUUUCUUUCUUUCGAAACCCAUUUUGCCUAAAUCGCAGCUCAAGGGUAUUGGUUUUGUCAUACUCUAUUUUGUUUUUUCUUUUACUCGAGUUACCGGCUUUCCUUUCGAGCAGACUAAGAAGAAGCCAACAGAGUGGUAGCAGCUACGACUUCUUCCUUCUGUUCUGGGGUUACUUCCAAGUCCAAUAGCAACAAAUUCUGUAUCAGCAAGCCAUAUUCAAGAAGUUUGGGUGCUGACAAUGUCUACAGCCAGUGAGGGUUUCGGUUCCGCUUCUACGCCACAAUCACAAUCACGCUUUAAUUGUCAGCAAAUUGGAUUUUGCUACUGUAAUCUUCCACCGAAAGAUGAUGCUAAAAUAGUUCAGUGGUAUGAGCAACAUCCGGAUGAGGAAAAACCAUGGUGUGAUUUUUUUGUUUGGUUUGAUGGUGAAUUUGACCCUCAGGCAAAGGCAUGGUUAACACGCUGUUGGGAGAAGCAGCAAAAAAUGUUAGAGAAAGAGAAAACAUUGAUGACUGAGGUUCUUGAGGUGAAAAAGGAGAAUCUGGAUUUGCAUAGGGAACUCCAUGUGCUGAAGGAUUCAUAUUCUGAACUGGAAAAAAGGGUUGCUACUUUUGAGAGGAGGUCGUUGGAAGUAAAUGUUAGGUAGACUGCUGGAAGUAUUGAUGUACUGAUGCUGUUGUCAAAGUAACCAAUGUAUUUUGCAAUUUAAAUGAAAUGGCAAAGCUUUCUGGACAAUUCCUGUUUCUUCUGUAGCUAUAUCAUAAACUGAUAUAUUGCCAUUGCAUAAAUUGAAAAUGAAUUG
Rubroshorea leprosula is the source of this 1060-nucleotide messenger RNA. The record is from the annotation of a GenBank genome assembly. NCBI's taxonomy places the organism in Eukaryota, Viridiplantae, Streptophyta, Magnoliopsida, Malvales, Dipterocarpaceae.